AUGUUUCGUUGUGUUGUUUGUCCAUUACAAGCGCCAACAUAUGAAACUGUGGAAGAAUUAGAAAUACAUAUUGCAUCUGAUCAUAUCAUUCAUAUACCAUAUGAAUGUGAACGAUGUCGUUUUUCAAAAUUUCCCACCGAAUUUGCUUUAAUUAGUCAUUAUACGACGGAUCAUGGAUUAAAAGAAUUUUAUGUGAAAUAUAAAGUUACACCAGAUUUCCAUCGUAAACGUGAGAAAAUUAGAGAAAUGUUACAUCAUUCUGUUACUGUAUCAAAAAUUCCGUUUGGAACUUAUAAACGAAGAAAAAUAGCGGACUAUUCAUCAUUGCUUAGUUCCGGAGAACUGUGUCCUGUUCCGGUGGAUUCCGAUGAAUUGACACGUAUGACUGAAACCGAAAAAGAAGCAAAAAUCGAAAGUGCUAAAGGCAGUGAAGUUGAGCCAGAAGAUAGCACUUUGGAAAAAGAAUCAGAUUCACAAUCAGCUACAUUCCAUUGUUCGGUGUUGCAACAAGACUCAGAUCAAGUAAAUAUCGUGAAUAUUUUGGGUGAUUUAUAUCGAAAUGAUGUUGGUAACAGUGUAACAACAGGUUGUGAGCCAACCGAUGUUGUUGAUCCAUCAAAUAGCUUAACAGCUAAUAAUGAUUUAUUAACGCAGCAAGGAAAGAAACGAACAAGACCACCUCGAAUUUGUAAUAUUUGUGGUCUUCAAGUUACUGGUCAACGUUCAUCACUUAUCUAUCAUGCUAACUCCAAACACGUGCGUCUACCGAUGUUCUUUUGUCGUGAAUGUAAAAAAACGUGGACAACAAUCACUAAAUCGGAUGUAAUUAAACAUGUUAAAGCAUGUCAUGAUGGUGAUGAAAGUCUUAUAGAGGAUCAUCGUAUGCAAUAUGCUAGUGAUUUGCAUCAUAUUACAGACAAAUGUUUUCCACGUAGAAGUCGAGGUAAUUACGCAGACGAUGAAAUCGAAAGUUUGAUCAAUCCAGAAUUAUGGGUUAAAAAUGAGGAAGGGGGUAAUUUUGUUAGCAUUUGA
Molecule: messenger RNA, 1032 nt
Organism: Brugia pahangi
Lineage: Eukaryota; Metazoa; Nematoda; Chromadorea; Rhabditida; Onchocercidae
Source: the annotation of a GenBank genome assembly